This is a messenger RNA of Endocarpon pusillum Z07020, 1599 nucleotides long. RefSeq lists its product as uncharacterized. Bases 1 to 1599 code for a protein of 532 amino acids. NCBI's taxonomy places the organism in Eukaryota, Fungi, Ascomycota, Eurotiomycetes, Verrucariales, Verrucariaceae. The transcript has a single exon. The record is from RefSeq and is a predicted model, not a curated record.
AUGCCGGCGCCGUACCCGACACUCAACCUCAUCUUCCUCGCUCUCCCUUUCGGAUCUGCAUUUGACCGUCGCAGCUGCUUCGAAACAGCAACAGCCUUAGUCAAGAAUCAAAGCCUUUCGCCAACUAGCCACUUCUUCUUCCGCGAUACCCUCGACAGCCUUGCAUACAAUGGUCCCGAGAACAUGACUCUCACGCUCGAGGGCUGCAACGCCCUCUGCGGUGCCGAACAGACGUGGUACACCGACAUCGGCCCGCGCAUAACCAUCUGGCUCGUCCCGAUCCUUCUGCUCCUGGCGAAUGUGGAACUUAGCCCGCUCGACAAACGCCGGUUCCUUGCGAUAUUACACCUGCUGGGGGACCCCAUCGACAGCAUCUGGUCGCUGCUGCACAAACUCGACGCGUGGGACCGCUGCUCCAGGCUCGCGGCACGCUGCAGUGGCGUAUGCCCAUCUUGCCAGGGCGUCAUCGCCUCGGUAUUCGCGGGAUUCGAAGAACUGCAAGGGCCCCGGAUUACGUCUGAGCGCUACUUCGGCUCCCUCCUCCAACAGCGCAGCCUGGCCAAGCACUUCAACGAGUGGCGACGCGCCGCCGUUCGCCUGGCCGACGGCCGCAGCAACGAGAUCGGGCGCACCGUGCUCGCCUUCGUGCUGUAUAUCGUCCAGCUUAUAGCCGCCUUCGUCCCCGAAGUUGGAGGGGCCCCUCCCGGCCCUCCAGGAGGCCGUAUCGCUACGGGUGUGCUGCUCUCCUGGCUCGUCCCUGUCAUCUUCCUUAGCAAUGCCAUCGGCGGUCUGCCCUCGCACCGGACCGCGUAUGACAUCUUGGCUGAUCUCGCUGCGAACACGGGAGACAAACCGUUCCACAUGCCGCACCGGCGCUCCCUCUUCCUGCCCACCUUUCCUUCCAUCGCCCAACAGUGCUACACAGACUACUUCCGCGCACUCGGCUGGUCCGGCGCUAUCUACACCUAUCGCCCGUGGAAGGUGCGCUACAUCAGCUCCACCCACCACCGCCAUCUCCAUACGCUGCUGCUCAUCGCAUUCGCCACCGCGCCCGUGCUGAUCGGCCUCGUCGGCGGGGUCCUCAUCCUCUGGUACCAGCUACCCACAGGCCUCAACUGCCGGCACGUCUGGCUGGUCGGCGUCGCACUCCUCUGGAAGAUCUCGGCCUUCAUCACCUGGGUAUCCCACCGCCCCGGGCUCGCGACAGGGAAAUACCACUGGCGCCUCACUCUCAUCAAGGACAUAUGCGUCGCGGGACCGAGUGUUUUUAUAAUGCUCUUAUCCGCGAUCGGCCUAUUCAAUUCCUGCUGGUGCUGGAGCGGGCCGUUCCAGUACCCUAACAUCGGACGUGUACCCCUGCCGGAGACAGUGUAUCUGCAAAAUGCAAAGUCAGUCUACCCGACCAUCGUGGGCGUGACGUUGCUGCUGGAGGUAGGGGUGUGCGUGGUGGUGGCAGUAGUGUGGCGGCGCGGUCUGCGGUUGCUUAGGUGGAGGGAGAAAACGCGUCAGGUGGAGUGGGAGCGCGUUAUGGAUGGCAAGAGAUGCAAGUGCAUGUACACUGGUGGCAGGAGUCGACAGUCAUUUAUAAUACAUUAUUAA